This is a messenger RNA of Zea mays, 2460 nucleotides long. RefSeq names its product LEAF RUST 10 DISEASE-RESISTANCE proteinUS RECEPTOR-LIKE PROTEIN KINASE-like 2.5. Gene Ontology annotation, molecular function: ATP binding; protein kinase activity. The record is from RefSeq and is a predicted model, not a curated record. The transcript has 4 exons. NCBI's taxonomy places the organism in Eukaryota, Viridiplantae, Streptophyta, Magnoliopsida, Poales, Poaceae. Bases 852 to 2282 code for a protein of 476 amino acids. Gene Ontology annotation, biological process: protein phosphorylation.
UUCCCAGUCCGGGGAAAUAAACUGAUGAGCAAUAUGUACAAGAGAAAAGAGGAUCCUAAUUAUCAUUAACUUCAUCCCCAACCCACGUUAGCACGCCGCCCAGCCGCCCUCCUUGAGCAGCCCGCGCACGGUGCUGGCUAGCGUGGGCUGCGUCGCCGCGUCGGCCUCCAUCACCUGCAGCCGUGUCUUCACGGUGUCCAGCGGCAUGGUCACCAGUGCCGCGGUGCCCCCGGCCAGGGCCGUGCUCGCGCCCUGCACGGCCAUCAGGCAGGCGCAGCUCUCGGAGCGCUCGGUCCCCACGGGGCCGGCCGCCGCCGGAUCUCCUCCACCGCUGCGGCCGCCGCCGCAGCGCCGCUCUCCUCCUCCAUGUCUACGGCACCGAAGCUAGAAUGAAAGGGCAGCAAUGUCUUUUACCGUUUUACAUUCGUUGUUUAUCUGGCUUCAUCGGUAACGAAUCCAAUCUGGCGAGUUAUGCACGACGGCAAUACCAAUCUAACGAUGACGAGCCGCAGGAUACAAAAGAGGCAAAGCCUCGCGACGAGAUGAUCAUAAUCAUAAAUAACUCGGUGCUGGAUGUACACAAGAAGGGGGAAGAGAAGCCCGGGCACCACCGGCGGUCCGCCUCCGGAACGGAUCGCUCUGUCGGUUGCUGCAGGGCGGGUUCGAGCUGAACUACGACACUCACUCCGAGCAGUGCGUCCGAUGCUAGGGCUCCGGCGGAUGGUGUGGCUACAAGCGCGAGGAGAGGCCCGCCGGCGGGAUGACAUUCGCCUGUUUCUGCGACGGCGGCCAGACCACGGGCCGAUGCGGUGCCGGACUAGUUGGAGGCUUGGAGCUAACAACGCGGCUUGAUGAGGGUGAACCCAGCCCCACCUCGUCUACCACGUCUUCUCCUCGGCAUGGCUGCUCACCUACCACGUCUCCCCGUCCUCCUCCUCGUCCUCCUCGCUGCCCAUGUCGUCUCCACCUCCACCCGUGCCGAGCCUCCUCUUCCGAGCACUUACAACGUCUCCAUGUUCUCGGAAUCGUUCUGGUGCGGCGGAAUCGAGUUGGAAUGGAAUCGGACAUGGGAGGAUCAGUGUGGCCAGUGCGAGGGAUUGGGCUCCGGCGGACGGUGCGCCUACAGCCAGAAGAGAGAAUUCCUGGGCUGCUUGUGCAGCGGAGGGAAGGUGGGCAACCCGUUCUGCAAACCAUCGACAUCGAGAUCAAAAAGAAAAGAAGCAGCACCUAUUGUUGGUGCUGUUGCCGUUGCAUUCCUGUGUCUAGUCAUUCUCACAUCCUUCUUGGCUUGUAGAUAUGGUUUGCUUCCCUUCAAAUCGAAGAACAAACCAGGGACAAGGAUUGAGUCCUUCCUACAGAAGAACGAGAGCAUACAUCCGAAAAGAUACACCUACGCGGACGUGAAAAGAAUGACAAAAUCCUUCGCUGUGAAGCUAGGCCAAGGUGGGUUUGGUGCUGUAUACAAAGGCAGCCUCCACGAUGGCCGACAGGUAGCAGUCAAGAUGCUCAAGGACACCCAAGGUGACGGCGAGGAAUUCAUGAACGAGGUGGCUAGCAUCAGCAGGACUUCUCAUGUCAACGUCGUGACACUUCUAGGGUUUUGCUUGCAAGGGUCGAAAAGAGCACUGAUCUACGAGUACAUGCCCAAUGGUUCGCUCGAAAGGUAUGCCUUCACCGGUGACAUGAACAGUGAGAAUUUGCUAACCUGGGAAAGACUAUUUGACAUAGCAAUUGGCACGGCCAGAGGGCUCGAAUACCUACACCGGGGAUGCAACACUCGGAUCGUGCAUUUUGACAUCAAGCCACACAACAUCCUGUUAGACCAGGAUUUCUGCCCUAAGAUCUCUGACUUUGGACUGGCCAAGCUAUGUCUGAACAAAGAGAGCGCUAUCUCCAUUGUUGGCGCAAGAGGGACGAUAGGGUAUAUCGCCCCGGAGGUCUACUCAAAGCAAUUUGGAACAAUAAGCAGCAAGUCUGAUGUCUAUAGCUAUGGGAUGAUGGUCCUUGAGAUGGUUGGAGCAAGGGACAGGAAUACAAGCGCAGAUAGUGACCAUAGCAGCCAAUAUUUCCCUCAGUGGCUUUAUGAGCAUUUGGACGACUAUUGUGUUGGUGCUUCCGAGAUUAAUGGUGAAACCACAGAGCUCGUGAGGAAGAUGAUAGUUGUAGGUCUGUGGUGCAUACAAGUGAUUCCGACUGAUCGACCAACAAUGACGAGAGUCGUCGAGAUGUUGGAAGGGAGCACAAGUAAUCUAGAGUUGCCACCCAGAGUUCUUUUGAGCUGACAAAGCGUAGAUAUUUUUCCUAUCAAAUGUUGCUUCCAGGUCACACAAAUGCAAAAUAUUUGUGGAGACGAGUGCCCAUUAACCUCAUACAAUGUAUCUGUAUGACAAAAGUCCCACGACUCACUGGACGCGGAAAUGUCGCUUGACUACGUCAAUUUUCUAAAAAGAUUGGCAGCAA